CCAAUUUCGCUUGCUCUUUCAUUGUGAGAGGUAAUAAACACAGGAAGAGAGACGCUGCAGACGCUAACCUUCCAACGAAAUAUUAAGUUUCGGUCAAAUGUUAACUAGUUUUCAAUUAACGAAAAACUAAUAUUUUACAUGAAUAGUGAAGUGCUACAAUUCAUAAACAAGGUUUAUUGCAGACAUGAGAUUUGACGAUAGGUUAAACGGAGAGACAAAUUAUCUUUAGCAACUUUACCGAAGAGCUUUAAUUUACACAUUUUCUUUAAAUCAAAGUUUCAUACAAAAAUAUAGCGAUUGUGUUUCAUUUUUCUCUUAAAAAGUUGACAAACACCUACACGACUCUGUAUUGUUGUAUCCAGCAAAAUGUCACUGGAAAUUGAAGAAUGGUUGCAGAAUUUCGAAGAUUUACAAAAUUUUUUGGGCGAAGAAACAAGCUUGAAGAUUCUUAAUGGAGAAAGAGACACUACGGUUCUCUCCAAAGAAGAAGAUUCACAGAUUUUAUGCGACGAAAUAGAUCCUAAAGUCCUUUGCGAUGGAAAAGACUCGAAGAUUUUCUCCAAUAAAAAAAAACCCAAGAUUUUCCUCCAAGAUAAUACUAAUCGGGAGUUCAAUAAAUUCAACCCCUUCCAAAGUUUACAAUUUUCUGGGCGAAAUCCUCAUCCAAAGCGUUUCAUAGAAACUUUUGAAUAUUUUGCAGCUCAUGAAAACCUUAUUGAUAAAGAAAAAAAAGAUUAUUUUAUUCAGUGUCUUGUUCAGGAAGCUAGGAAGUGGUUGAAUACUCGUAAUUAUGGAUCUUAUGAAGAGAUGAAAGAAGCCUUCCUCGAAUUUUUUUGGGGUCCUGAAGUUCAGAAAUCUUUUUUAUUUCAUUUGAAACAUGGGAAAUACAACAAAGCCUCUGGGGUCUCGACAAUUGACUACUUUUUUAUGUUUGUUCAUGAAGCAAAACUUUUAGAUGAUCCUUACCCCGAGAAAGUCGUAAUUGAAUAUAUUUUGCAUCACUUUAAUUCCACGGAAAUAGAGGAAGUCAUUAAAAUAAAUCCAGUAAAGACUAUCGAAGAAGCUGUGGGUCUUUUAAGGAGGGUAAAUAUUCCAAUAGAACCAAUGGAUCAUACACAAGCAAAUUUGUAUAUUCUUGAAGAAAUUAAUUAUCAACUAUCCGAGACUAAAGCUUUUCAAGAUCUGAAAUUUUCCGGAUUCUAUGAUAAAUGCAAUCCUAAAACUUUCAUUAAAAAUUUUGAGUCUUUUGCAACUCAUGAAAACCUUAGUCAUUGCAAGAAACAACAUUAUUUUAUUCAAUGUCUUACCGGGUCUGCUCAAGAAUGGCUGCAAGCUCGAGGAUACGGAACUUACGAAGAAAUGAAAGAAGAUUUUUUAAAUUUUUACUGGAGUCCACACCUUCAGACAUGUUUUUUACAUUAUUUGAAAGAAGGGAAGUACUGCGAAGGAUGUACAAAGUCGAAGACUGACUAUUUUUUUAAUUUUUACAAAAAUGCGAUAUGCUUGGACGAUCCUCCUCCCGAGAAGGAAAUAAUAAAAGGCAUUUUGCACCAUUUUAAUUUAAAGGAGAUUAAGGAUUAUAUUAUCGAAAAACCAGUCGAGACCCUAAAAGAAGCUGUGGGUCUUUUAUCGCGAAUAGAUUUUGUAAAUCAGUCGGCAAUUCAUCAAGGACAAAAUAACUUUAAUAUUCCUCAAGAAAAGAAUGAUUUAUUAGCAAGGGAGUUUAACUUUUUCGAAAAACUUAAAUUUUGUGGACACAAAGAUACCAAGAAUCCCCACCGUUUCAUACAAAAUUUUGAAUUUUUAGCAGAAAAUGAAAAUCUUAGUGAAUACCAAAAACAGCUUUAUUUCAGUAACUGUCUUGAUGGGGAAGCUAGAAGAUGGUUAGAUACUCGGGGAUACGGACCUUAUGAGGAAAUAAAAAAAGAUUUUUUGAAUUUCUACUGGAGUCCAGAUGUUCAGAGAAGUAUUUGGAUUCAUUUGAAAAACGCGACGUUCCACCGUGGAUAUGAGCACUCAUGGAAUGACUAUUUCUAUCUUUUUUAUAAUUAUGUUAAAUUUUUCGACAAUGCUCUCCCUGAGAAGGAAAUAAUUACAGAUAUUUUGCAUCACUUUAAAUUAGAGGAGGUAGAAAGUGCAAUGGAAUUGAUGCCAGCAGAGACACUUGAACAGGCUUUGAAUCUUGUAACAAUGGUGAGCUAUUUUCAUCGAACUGGCGCGCAUGAUAACACUCACGAAAAGUCUGAGACUGAAAAAAAAGAAGAUGAUUCUAAAUCUGGUAAAAUCUUACAAGAAAUACAAGAUUUAAAAAUGAGAAGCGAACUUGGACAGAUUGAGUUAAUUUUCUUUCUUUCUCUAUUUUCAUUCAUCGCAAUUUUCUUUUCUGCUUUUCCACUUCUUUUUACGUUGCUAUUACUUUUACUAAAUUUAUAUUUCUUCAAGUCGUCAAUAGCGUUCUCUCCAGGGCAAGCAAUGUUCAUUCAGAAUCAAAAGAAAAUGGGUGAAGAAAUAAUUCAGAAAUUAACUCAAAGUAUUGAUUUCUAAAAAUCAGGACGAAUGAGGAAGAAUGAGAAAUUGUUGAUAUUUUAAAUUAAUUUUCUGAAAAAUGUAAAUGUUGUGUAGAUUAUGACUGAUUGUGAUUUUUUAUAUAUUGCUCUGCAUUUAUGACCACUUUUUAGAUACAUUUUUAACUCAGAAUAUUUAUACCUGAAACGAAAUGAAAAUAAUCUCCAUUGAUAGGUAUAGUUUUAAUUACUAUAAAAAUCAUUUUAUCAAUUUUGUCGAAGGUUUAAUACAUUACAAA
Belonocnema kinseyi is the source of this 2803-nucleotide messenger RNA. RefSeq lists its product as uncharacterized. The transcript has 3 exons. The record is from RefSeq and is a predicted model, not a curated record. NCBI's taxonomy places the organism in Eukaryota, Metazoa, Arthropoda, Insecta, Hymenoptera, Cynipidae. The coding region runs from base 367 to 2544 and encodes 725 amino acids.